AUGAAAAAGUAUAUUCAAUUGUCAUACAAGAUACAAUAUAAAAAAGCACCAAAAGGAUUUUUCCGCUGUCGGGCUUCGAACCCGAAUUUUUGUUCCAGAUUUAAGCUAUACUGUAUACUCUACAUAAUAUGCUACUGCCUAUCUUCUGUUCGACUUUAUACUACAUACGGACUGUAA
Messenger RNA from Arabidopsis thaliana (thale cress), 177 nucleotides. RefSeq names its product Defensin-like (DEFL) family protein. NCBI's taxonomy places the organism in Eukaryota, Viridiplantae, Streptophyta, Magnoliopsida, Brassicales, Brassicaceae. The transcript has a single exon. The record is from RefSeq and is marked reviewed. The coding region runs from base 1 to 177 and encodes 58 amino acids.